AUGGAAAGUACGGUAGUUGGGUUUUCAAAAUUUUCUCUUCAAAAUUUUCAAUUUAAUAUAAAUAAGAAUAAUCACAGUUGUACAAAAAAAGAGCGAGGAGAAAAAGCAUUAUAUUUAUUAGCUAACCUUAUACCGAUAUUAAAUGAAUGUGAAAUAUUUUUUGUUUCAACAAAACACCACAAGACUACAAAUAAUCAACGGAAAUUGGAUCAAAAUCUGAAAAUCAAUGUACCAAGUGCUGUAAUGAAAUAUGAUGAUACGAAACGAUCUUUAGUUCGAUGUACAGCAGUAAAAGAUGUUAAAAAUUCAUUUAUUCUUAUUUGGCUUGAUUCCAGUAUCAAGCCGAGUAAAACGACAUUGGAUAGACUUCGUCUUGUCUUCGAUCAUUUAAUGUUUUUCGAUAAUAUCAUUUCAUCUUUAAAAUAUUUAUCGACACACAAAAAUAAAAAAAUAUUUUUUAUUAUUUCUCACACAUUAUUUGUUCAAGAACUUGUUGAUGAAAUUCAACAUUUAUCACAAAUUCGAUCUAUUUACUUAUUAACUGUCGAACUUCAAUAUCAUAAAAUGUGGACACGUUCAUAUUCCAAAAUAAAUGGUGUAUUUCAAAAUGAAGAUAAUUUAUUAUGUAAAUUAGCCAUUGAUUUGGCUGAAUUUUUUGUUGAACAAGGAGAUGAAUUCAAUCGCUUAGGUGCUAGUAAUUUAGCAGUGGAAAGUUAUGAUUAUUCACUUCAACUGUACGGUACAAUUGAGCAACAUUUAAAAUUAAAAUUAAAUUCGUUUAAAUAA
Molecule: messenger RNA, 786 nt
Organism: Didymodactylos carnosus
Lineage: Eukaryota; Metazoa; Rotifera; Eurotatoria; Philodinida; Philodinidae
Source: the annotation of a GenBank genome assembly